GGUUGUUUUUCCUGCGUCCUGCUGAUCACCCAUGAGUAAACCUAUUCCCAGGUAUAAUAGUUUUCUAAUGAAGGUGCCCUCCCCAGACGGAUAACAUUUACAGUUGUUAUAACGCUCCUUUGGGUCGAUAGCACUUCCCCAUAGAUAACAUGGUGCCCAGAUGCUCAAAUUUGCAUGUUUGUCCGUGAACCUUUUGUUUAAGUGCAAACACGAUUGGCUGCUCUACACAGGCACCUGGUGCAGCAGGUCUUUGUUGACUCACUUUUAUAGCAGCAGCUUGUUCGUGCCUCCCCGCCACGUCUGAAGAUGAACGCCUCUCAGCCGGAGGUGUGUUGUGCCUUUGAGUCGCCCAUCCUGGACCAGGUUCUGCCUCCGGUUCUGAUCCUGGAGUUCAUGUUUGGAUUAAUGGGGAACGUUUUGGCUCUGGGGAUGUUCAUCUUCUACAUGGACACCUGGAAGCCCAACUCCGUGUACCUGACUCACCUGGCCGUCGCCGACUCCAUCGUGCUGUUCUGCUUGCCCUUCAGGGCGGACUACUACAGGCGCGGGAAGGACUGGAUCUACGGCGACGUCCCGUGUCGUCUCCUCCUCUUCUUGCUUGCUGCCAACCGCGCAGCGGGGAUCUUCUUCCUCACUGCUGUGGCCGUGGACCGGUACUUUAAAAUCGUCCACCCGCGGAACCCGAUAAACCGCCUGGGUCUGGGCUACGCUCUGCUGGUCUCCCUCGGCCUUUGGGGACUGAUUUUUCUCGCCACCGGGUAUCUGCUGGCUAAUGAGCACUUCUUCUACAACAGCAACCGCACACAGUGUGAGAGCUUCAACAUCUGCAUGGGCUUCACCCCCCUGUCCACCUGGCACAACGCUUUUUAUGUCAUCCAGUUCUUCCUGCCCACCGCCAUCGUGGCGUUUUGCACCAUCCGAAUCACCUGGCAGCUGAGGAACAGGACUCUGGACAAAAAGGGGAAGAUCAAACGCGCCGUUCAGUUCGUAGCCGCCGUGGCUCUCAUCUUCAUCACCUGCUUCUUCCCCAGCACCGUGUCCCGCAUCGCAGUGUGGAUCCUGAAGGUGUGGUAUGACGAAUGCAGACAUUUUGAAAAGGCCAACCUGGCUUUCUACACGUCCGUCUGUUUCACCUACUUCAACAGCGUCCUCAACCCCGUCGUUUAUUACUUCUCCAGCCCGGCUUUCAGCGGCACCUUCAGGAAGGUGCUGAACAGGCUGCUGGGAAGAAGUGAGGACAAAGACCCAGCGCAGUCAUCAGACAAUAACAUUUCCACCAUCGAUGGUGACGGAAUCUAAAAGCUGAUGUCCACAGAGGUGUCUGGAAACAUCUUUUUAUACAUUUAUAGGCCCAAUAAAAGGUAGAAAAGUGAUGUGCAGCAGAGCUGUGUUAAAUCUAAAUAAUCACCAUUAAUGAAGAGAUGUUCUACAAUAAAUAUUAAAGGUAAACGCCGGUUCUUCCUCAGGGUAUGGGAAAUGUAAAGUUAAAAUGGAGCAGGCUCAUGAAAUAAAACUGCUUAUCUGGAUUCCUCUAUUGUGCAAGAUGUUCAGUUGGUUUAAAGAAAUCAUUAAAUCUGAGCAACAAUCUAGUUUUUCUUUACCCGCAGCAUUUUUUGCAGUUUAGCAAUGGCGUAGGGUUGAUAAAGUCAAAAAAUAAAUCAUUUCAGGUUUGGAACAAAGUGUUAAAAUGAUCUCAGAUUUUCAAACUCAUGUUUUAGAAAUGCUUUCUCAGUUUUUCUCUGCCGUUCCUUUUACUGCCUCGUCCGUAAUUUUAUUACUGAGCUGCCGGUGUUUGAGCAUCAGUUGUAUAAAGACUAUAAACCUGAUUGUUAGAGACUGAUCAAUAAUAAUACACAUCCAAUUCAGCCAGUUUUCCUUUGAUCAGCUGUAGUCAGUGCUCAGUAAACAACUUUCCUGAAAACAUGUUUAGAAAUAUCAAAGAUCCCGUUAUUUUCUCCUCAUAAAUGUCAACAUCAGAGGCUUCGAUGGACCUGAUUUAGGUGAGUGAAAA
This is a messenger RNA of Cyprinodon tularosa, 2011 nucleotides long. RefSeq names its product hydroxycarboxylic acid receptor 3-like. The transcript has a single exon. Bases 307 to 1299 code for a protein of 330 amino acids. Gene Ontology annotation, molecular function: G protein-coupled receptor activity. Lineage: Eukaryota; Metazoa; Chordata; Actinopteri; Cyprinodontiformes; Cyprinodontidae. The record is from RefSeq and is a predicted model, not a curated record. Gene Ontology annotation, cellular component: membrane. Gene Ontology annotation, biological process: G protein-coupled receptor signaling pathway.